AUGAAUAGCAAGCUUGAUGAAAAUACCUCUGCCCUGAAAGAGAACACGGUGAAAAUGAUAGAGUACCUAGAUAGGAUUGAUGCCCUGACAGCAGAAAAUAAACAGCUAAAAGAUAAGGUUUUCAACCUAGAGCAGAAGGUUGAAGACAUGGAGCAGUACUCUAGGCGUAACUGUGUGGAGCUUCAAGGUGUACCUGUGGUGGGCAAUGUGCUAGACACAGUGAAGGAGGUGGGAAAGGCUCUUGGUAUGGAAGUAACUGAUACAAUGGUUGAUGCAUGCCACACUCUAGCAAAACGUGAUUCAAAGCCACCUGGAAUCAUUAUAAAAUUUGUUAGGAGGUUUGAUGCGGAAAAUAUGAUGGCCAAAAGAAGAGCAAAGAAGGACUUUUCAACUCGGCACAUAGGUUUAACAAGUGACGAACCAAUCUAUGUCAAUGAGUCUCUUACUCCAACCAGAAGAAGACUGCUCGGUAUGACCAGGGACUUUAAGAAAAAGAACAAUUACCAGUUUGUGUGGGUGCGAGGAGGUAAAAUCUUUCUGCGAAAAGAUGAAAAGGGACCCGUUUCUGUGAUAAGGUGCCAGGCUGACCUUGACAACCUUUAG
Molecule: messenger RNA, 603 nt
Organism: Homalodisca vitripennis (glassy-winged sharpshooter)
Lineage: Eukaryota; Metazoa; Arthropoda; Insecta; Hemiptera; Cicadellidae
Exons: 1
Coding region: 1-603 (200 amino acids)
Source: RefSeq, a predicted model, not a curated record